AUGGAGGACGAGGCAAACCAAGUGCAAGCCCCGAAUGAAACGCAGGUGCCCAACUCUGACAGCGAUUAUGUGUGGCACGUCACUGACAUGAAUCGACUGCACCGCUUCCUGUGUUUUGGUUCGGAAGGUGGUACUUACUGCAUCAAGGAGCAGAGGCUGGGCUUUGAAAAUGCAGCGGCUUUAAUGAGACUGAUUGAAGAAGGUAGAGGUUGUGAAGUUGUUCAGGAAAUAAAGACAUUCAGUCAAGAAGGCAGAGCAGCAAGACAGGAGCCCCUGCUUUUUGCGCUUGCCAUCUGUUCACAGUGUUCUGAUGCAAAAACAAAACAAGCAGCAUUUAAAGCUGUUCCUGAGGUGUGUUGCAUUCCAACUCAUCUCUUUACUUUCAUCCAAUUUAAAAAAGAUUUGAAGGAAGGCAUGAAGUGUGGCAUGUGGGGCCGUGCGCUGAGAAAAGCUGUGGCAGAUUGGUACAAUGGAAAGAAUGGCAUGGCUGUUGCUUUAGCAGUUACAAAAUAUAAGCAAAGAAGUGGUUGGUCUCAUAAAGAUCUUCUGAGAUUGUCCCACCUGAAACCUGCCAGCGAAGGAGUAGCUAUCGUCACUAAAUACAUCACCAAAGGGUGGAAAGAUGUCCAAGAAGCUUACAAAGACAAAGCAGUUUCUGCUGAGACUGAAAAACUUUUAAAGUACCUGGAGGCUGUGGACAGAGUGAAACACACAAAAGAUGAAUUGGAGGUCAUUCAUUUAAUAGAGGAAUAUGGUCUAGUCAGGGAACAUUUAUUGACGAACCAUCUGAAAUCUAAAGAGGUUUGGAAGGCGUUGCUGAAGGAUAUGCCCAUUUCUGUUUUGUUGAGAAAUUUAGGAAAGAUGACUGCAAAUUCAGUCCUUGAACCUCGAGGUUCGGAGGUGGCAAUAGUGUGUGAAAGACUGCAAAAUGAGAAACUGCUAAAAAAGGGUAGAAUACAUCCAUUGCAUGUAUUGGCUGCAUUAGAAACCUAUAAAUCUGGACAUGGAAGCAGAGGGAAGCUUUGGUGGCGUCCUGAUGAAGACAUUUUAGAAGCUUUAGAUGCUUCAUUCUACAAAACUUUCAAGACGGUGGAACCAACAGGAAAACGUUUCUUAGUUGCAGUUGAUGUCAGUGCAUCAAUGACCCAAAAAGUUUUGGGCAGUGUGCUGAACGCUAACACAGUUGCAGCAACAAUGUGUAUGGUUGUAGCACGGAUUGAAAAGGAUUCCCAUAUUGUUGCCUUCUCGCAUGAAAUGGUCCCUUGUCCUGUGACGGCUGAUAUGACAUUACCUCAAAUAUUAGUGAAAAUGUAUGAAAUUCCAAUGGGUACCACUGAUUGUUCCCUUCCGAUGAUGUGGGCUCAGAAAACACAGACAGCUGCUGACGUCUUCAUUGUAUUUACUGAUAACGAGACCUUUGCUGGAAACACUCGUCCUGCAACAGCUCUUAGAGAGUACAGGGAGAAAAUGGGUAUUCCUGCUAAAUUGAUUGUAUGUGGAAUGACGUCAAAUGGUUUUACGAUCGCCGAUCCAGAUGACAGAGGCAUGUUGGAUAUAUGUGGUUUUGAUGCUGGAGCCUUGGAUGUUAUUCGAAACUUCAUUUUGGAUUUGAUUUAAUUUCGUAGGCAUCUGCUCUUCCCAGUGGGUCCAUUGCUGGCAACAGACUUCACCCUGGGAACUCCUAGCCAAAUGUACUUUAUUAGAAUAUGGCAUAUCAAUUAUUAGAAUAUGCAUAUCAAAACGUUACCUUUUUGUGAAGGGAAAACAAGAAAAGCAGAUGAGAAAUCACUUUUCUCCUUUUUCCUGUUGCACACAGAUUAAAAUAACGGUGGGAAGUUUGCUAAAAGUUACAGGGUUAGACAAUAUAUAAUUUAAUUUCAUUUAUAAUAGAUUUUAAAUACUGAGAUUUCCCUCCUCCCCCCCCCCAUUGCUGUGUAAUGGCUGUUUACAAGAAUAAAUUGAUGAAUUACUCCUAGGAUGGGGCAGGAAAGAAAAGUGGUUUUAGCUUUUCAAUAGCAUCAGCUUAACAGCAGCUUAGUUGAGAGUGAUUUUUCUUUGGGCCUUUCUUAAUCUUCAUAUUUUCAGCAAAUUACUAAGGUUCAGCAGUUUCCAUUAUCAUACUUUGGGUCUACAAAAAAAAGCAUUUUCUGGCACACGUGAGACCGUGUAACUGUGAUGCAGUAUAAAAGUUACCCAGUGGAAUUUCACAGCGAUGAACCUGAAAGUGGCAGAGCUCAUGCUAAUCUUCUAGCUGGAAUAUCUGAAUUUUCAAGAAUAAAAUAAUUGUUCUUAGAGAGAGGGGUAGUUUCUGUACAAUGCGGUUUCAGAAGCACUGUUUUAGAAUUUGUGUGCUUUGGAGAAAGUUUUACAAAUGUGCUAGUAGUGAAGGGUCCUGGAAAUGGCUAGGAAACCACAUUCAGAACUUGCUAUAACUUCAGACAGCAGCAGCAUGCUUUUCAGUGAGAAAGAUCAGCAAGUGCAUGUAUCUUUGCUUACUCUCGAAAGCUGACUGGUAACAACCAGAAACAUAACUACAUUUUCUUCAAAAGAAUGUAUUAGAUGAUACAUAAAUAAUCUUCUUAAUGAGAAUACUCCAUUUUUACAGUCUUUUUGUAGAUUAACACUACUUCUGAUUUCUUAAAUUAAUUCAAUCUAAUGCUUUUCAAAACUACCUCCAGUUUAUAGUGACCAAUUCUUAAAAGCUUUUGUGAAAUGUACAGUUGCCUCAUGUUCUCAAAAUCUUGUUUAGGAAGUGAUUGAAACUAGAUUUUUCUUUUCUUUUUUUUUUAAUUCUGAUAGUAAGUGUGAGGAAAGAAGGAGAAAGCUAGUAAAUAUCUUAAAUAUCUUACCACUUCGGAACAGGAACUGAUAGCAAUUCAUGUGUAUAUGUAUUUAAAGUGUGUCUGUGUGUGUGUGUGUGUGUGUGUGUUUAUAGAUGUGUGUGUAGGGGGGGAAGUUAAAAGAUUUCUUUAGGAGAUCACAGUUUUAGAAGAUGAGAGUUGUUUUCGGUGAUGAUUUUACCACUUCUCCUUAGACGUUUGUCAGCCUCUUUUAUGACAAUUCUGACUAUUUUAAACAGUGAAUUUGAUGUUGAUUUGAAAAUAAUUAUGGUUUAUAAAAAUAACCUAACUGUGGUAAAUGACAUGGAAGACCAUAUUUUUUUGCCUAAAAAAGCAAGCUUUUAAAUGUAAAAUUCAAGUUCGUAUUAUACUUUUGAUACCUCUAAUUAUGCCUCCUACAUAUUGACUGUAAAUUCAAAGAUUGUGUUCUGUAGGAUGGAUAUCUAUUUGGUGCUAUCUAAAAUAUGAGAUUACGUGUUACUGAAGGUAUUAUGCUACAGACUUACACUCUACCUUAACAAAUCCAAAAUGGUGAGGGAAUCCUUUUCUGACAUGAAGAAACAACAGAAUUGUUCUAAAUCCAUGGCUUAAAGAGCAGAUAGUAGGUGUGUUAAUUUUCAGGGAACAUGAAUCUAGCUACUUCUGAAUUAUCACUGCUAUUACGAUACAGCUCUAUUGGAAUCUUGAAGAACACAGGGCUGCCACCAGCAGGCUGGGUAACAUACAGAAACAAACAAGCGUUCCUGCAAAAAACUAACAAAAUAGCACUUCGAGUUUGAACAAGAAAAUUAGCCAUUUCCUGUGGAAAACUUCCUACCAAGUGUAGUCUCCUUGCUGAAUAAGCGUAAUAAAUAUGGGGAAAGUACUUACUCUAUACAUGUUAAUUAUUUCAAGUAAAUGCACUGAUGUUUUGGAAUUAUUUUGGUAGUAAUGUGUUUUAAAUGCGACAAUAGUCAAGCAACUGAUAGAUAUUUCCUACUGAGCUAGAGAUGUUGAAAAUAACUGAUGGAUAAGUAUGUGUUGCAAGUACUUUUUCUUAUUUGAAGUAGUAUUUGUGAAGUAAUAGGAAAUGUGUUGGACUAAAUAUGGAAUGAGAAACUUAAACUGGUAUUUCAAGUAACUUCUGGCAGUUAAUUGUAGACAUUUACUGCUGAUAAAAGAUUAGUUAUUAACAGAUUGACUGACAUUACAGUAGUGUUGCAACUUUGAAAGCGGUCCGGUUUAAAAUACAAUUCUUUGAAGCACAGGGAAGGUGAGUUUUUCAGUAGAGCUUAUAGAAAAUGUAGCUCUCUGAAUCUGUUGACACUAGAUGUAGUUAUCGAGUGCAGUAGCUGGAGUACAUGAUGUGCCCCUAAACAUUUUCCAUAACUCUGCCAAAAAAUCUUGUUAGAAUAUUGUAUAUGGUGGUUGUCCAAUGUAAAGCUAGCACUGUUGAGAUUGUGUUGUCAUCUGCUCCUCCUUUAAAGUUUGCACAGAGUGGGAAAACCGAAGUAAACGCUGACAGCUGAAACUUGGUGGUGUGCUGACCCUUGUUCCUACUGUUGUCUUUCUGGGGUUGUUACUGUCUUAAGUGGCAUAAGAGUGAUGCUGCAUUUUCCUUUUCCAUAGGAAAAAGCUGAUGUUCUUUAUCUGCCUGCAUGCUGGAUUUUAGGAGGACAGUAUGACUUAUGUGCCGUGAUAUAAAUUUCUCCUAUAAACUCAUAAUUUCCAAAAUGGUACCUGAACAUGUGAAGGGGCAGCAGUUACUGUAGUGGGCUCUAAUUUUUUUUUUUAAACAAGAGCUAAUACAAAAUUGCUAAAUUUAGAUGAUAAUUCAAUAUACAAUAAAUAAGCUAUGCUUUCACUAAAGAGGAGACGUGACUCUUUCAAGUUAAUAGUGUCUUUUGCAUUGGAGGAACACUUCGACUAACAAAACAGAAAAAUGGGGCUAUAACUGUGCACUACAGUUUAUCUGUAAAAUAAAACAGGAAAGAAUUUAAAAAUAGUGAAUUUUUGAAUAAACAUUUUAAAGAAAGAAAUAAGUCUAAACAUACAGCUGUAAUCUGGGUGAAUGCAGGUUUCCUGAUAUUUGUUACCAUUAAUAGGCUUACGGUUUGACUGUCAUUUCACUGUGACACCCUAAUUAUUCUUAGUCUUAAACGUAAUAAUGUAAUACUCGUAAUGUUCAGGCACUUUACCAUUAAGAAAAGGAUCUAUGGUUGGAAGCACAGAAGUAAAAUGUUUAUGUGUAAUGAAGAGCUGUAACCAGUGGACAUCAGAGGGCAGGUUUCUUCAUUGCAGUGACACCCUCGAGAAUGUGGAAGAUUUCUUUGAAAUUAUAUAAUGCGUCACCACUGUAUAAUGAAUAAAGACAGUGGUAAUUUUGCCAAGAAUUGGCAUAUUGUGCUGGGAAUUUUAUAGCGAGGGAGAGUAGGGUUUGGGAUGCUUGUAGAACUUAAUUACAUGGGGGCUUAAUCUACAAUUCUCUGUGCUUAAAAAAAUAAGUCUAAAGGUCGGUCUAGAUCUGAAGUUAGUGAGGCUUGUCUAACUGCCUAGUAUGCGAUGGCCACUAAUAACUGGCCAUAAAGUAACUUGCUGCUUUAAACCAUAGUUAAACGUAAAUAAUUGUGGGAGCAGGAUGUUGUUCUCUUCUGUUAUUGUUUUUAAUAGGGGCCCAUAAAUACCUAUUUAUGGGUAUGGCUUUGAAAGUCUACGUUCUUGGCUUAAGUACACUAGUCAUUUUGGAAAUUUAUUUUAAUAAUGGCUCCAACUGUAAAAACACUGGGAAAAUAUUUUUCUCCUUUGGAAGAUGCUGUGCUGCUUAAUCAUGUACCUAACUUGUAGCCACCAUACCAGAAGCACUAGUGUUGGUUCUGCUUAUUCUGGUUUUUGUAUUAUGCUUUCUUCUGUGCUCUGCUUUUCUCCGUUCACGUUGGCUUUUUUCUUCUUCGCAUCAGUGCGAAGUUCAGCUUGUGGACUUCAGCUUAUACUUGAAUCUUCGCUCCACGCUCUCAUCCUUUCUUUUUUUUGCCUGUGUUCUGCGUUUUUGCCAUCAUUGAGCACGAUAGCUUAGCUAAGCAACUUAUUCCAGAACUGAUGUCAUAGUACUUAAUUCUAAAAGCUGGACAAUUUUUUUCCCCUUUCUUUCAUUAUAUAAAUCUCUAACGGAGUAUUUAAUUUGCUAUCUAUCAGAUUGUUGGUUUUGAAUAAAAAGUUGCGUAAAUUACAGAAGAGUAUCUUUAUUCAUUUAAAAACCCAGCAUCUGCCUUUGAAAUUAAAUGGCACUGUUUUCACAAAACAACCAUUUAAAAAUGGCUUUUCAAAUGCAAAAUCUUCUUUCUAGAAUUAGUUUGGUGGGUGAGAGCUUUCCAUUCUUUUACAUAUUAUCAAGUUGCUGUUAUAUGCAGAAUUAGGAAAACAUUUAAAUGAAUAUUCUAGAUGAAUGGGCAGCUUCACUGCAAUAUUGAAAAUAUGAAAAGAAUAGAAUGUAGAAAUAAACCUGAGCAAAAGUCACUCAUCUUGCUUGUACUUAUAAUUUUGCUUUUUAAGCAUUUGGUCAGAUUAUAGGUUUACUUAGCUAUUUGCAAUGGUUCACAGUGUACAAAUAGGUUGCCAGUAUUUUUUUUCUAAUGGCUUGAUUGCUGAAUUGGUAGAGAUUUCAUUGUACCACAACACAGUACAGUGUACAACACUGCCAAGUAAGACUUACGGGGAAAAGGUAAAACAAGACUGUAUGCUGCUCUGAAAGCUAAGACUUAAAAUUAGCGAAGUAUGGCGUCUUUAAAGUUGUGUGCUUACAUUUGGAUUUAUGAUUUUGAUACUGUAAAGUGUGGUUUCUCUGGGUAUUUCUGCGUUCUAAAUUUAUAUAUUUGCAUAACUGUAUGUGGGAUGUUGUGAACUUUUACAAAUGCUUCGUUAACAAAUAAUGAAUGGAGAUAGCUGUUUUCCUGAUGAUACCAGCUUUUUCAUGAAGCACAACUAGUUACAAUUAAAAUGUCUAUUCCAUUACUUUCUCAAGUAAAUGUGUAGUUCUACUCUGGCAAAAUAAUCCUGUGGAAGGAACGAGCAGAUAAGUGCAUUCACAGUUGUGUCUGCUUUGUGAAAUAACUUUGUUUGUUUCCAGCUUCUUAGGAAACAAAGUUAUUUCACAAAGCAGACAUUUGAGCUGGACGAGCACUUAAGUACAGUUCCUGUUACAGAAUAUUUUAGUGGGUAAUUUUUAACAUUCAGAUCCUAAGGAAACCAUUAUUGUAAGAUAAACAGCUUUUGUUCUAGAGACAAUGCUAUGUUUUAAAAAAAAAAAAAAAAAUUUGUUUUUGAUUCCCCCCUUUCUCCCCCCCCCCCCCAGAGUAGAACCACACUUUAGCUGCCAUAUCAUGUUUAAACAACUUAAAUGUAACAUGGCUUUGUGCCAUCCAAUAAUGAAGGCACUGUCUUGCUGCUACUUUCUAUGGGAUUACACAAAACUGAUGAGAAAAUAUUUGGAUGAGGAGCCUUAAUACAGUUGAAAAGAAGCAUAAUUAACCCUCGGAGUGCCUUAAGACAUAAUUUUCUGUAACAAAUUGGCACUCGUUAGGCUCUGCAGGCAAACAGCAUGCUUUCUCAACUGCUGGAGUGGAAUAUUGCCUUAAGUGACAAUGCCCUGAGAAUUCUGAAAUUUAGAACUCAAAGGGUUAUUUUAAACUAUUGUUUGGGGACUUUUUCUAAUGGGGAACAAAAUGAAAGAUUCCUUUGCAUACCGUUAUUACUUACAUUAUGUAUUCGCAAGCUUUCCAGCUGCACAAUUAUUAUUAACCUUGUCAGAAAACGUAACUGGGCUAAGAAUUAUACACAAAGAAUACUUUGAUACCAGCAUAUGUGCAAAAUAAAUUCCUUUAUUAAAUAUAAA
Messenger RNA from Numida meleagris (helmeted guineafowl), 7707 nucleotides. RefSeq names its product TROVE domain family member 2 (gene RO60). Bases 1 to 1617 code for a protein of 538 amino acids. Gene Ontology annotation, cellular component: ribonucleoprotein complex. The record is from RefSeq and is a predicted model, not a curated record. Lineage: Eukaryota; Metazoa; Chordata; Aves; Galliformes; Numididae. Gene Ontology annotation, molecular function: RNA binding. The transcript is spliced from 8 exons.